Messenger RNA from Sebastes umbrosus (honeycomb rockfish), 1767 nucleotides. Its product is annotated as sulfotransferase 1C1-like. The transcript is spliced from 7 exons. Gene Ontology annotation, biological process: sulfation. The record is from RefSeq and is a predicted model, not a curated record. Gene Ontology annotation, cellular component: cytoplasm. Lineage: Eukaryota; Metazoa; Chordata; Actinopteri; Perciformes; Sebastidae. Gene Ontology annotation, molecular function: sulfotransferase activity. Bases 382 to 1311 code for a protein of 309 amino acids.
GCAUUGAUUGAUGGAGAGACCUUCGUCUGGUCAGCUAACAUUACUGCCAAGCAGGUGAAAUAUAGAGUGAUAUUGUGGUUUUAGCUGACGUGUGUCGUCUUACUGUUUUGACCAAUGCGCAUUCAUGUCUAUGUAGAGCGAGCACAAGCGCGAGCGUGAGCAACAGGACGCUGACUUUAGUUGACUUAACAGCUUAACUGGUUUCGCCGAUUUUUAAACAUUGAUCAAGGAGGAGGAGAUUUGCAAAAGCCAGCAGAGAGAGGAGCUGCUGUAGACAGGACAUCAGAAAGAACCACCGUACCGGCUUCACAUGAGCCCUUUUACAAUCAGAAUUUGGCUCCUGAUUCUUGUUUUUCUCGACUAACUCAACUUUUGUCAGUCAUGUCGGAGGAAGAACAGUUGUCCUACAGCGAAGCCAUGGAGAAGGCGAGCCCCUCUAUCACCCGCUUCCCUCUCAUCCCCAUCAGAGGAGUUCCUCUCAUGAACCUCAUCGCCAACAACUGGGACGACAUCUGGGCUUUCCGUCCUGACCCCUCAGAUCUCCUCAUCGCCACCUACCCCAAAGCAGGGACCACAUGGACCCAGGAGAUAGUUGACCUGCUCCUUCACAACGGAGAUGCUGAGGCCUGCAGACGAGCACCAACAUACCUCCGCAGUCCUUGCCUGGAGUGGUUCUCCCCACCACCCAUCCCCUCAGGUCUUGAUCUUCUGAAGACCAUGGAUCCUCCAAGAAUUAUCAAGACACAUCUUCCUUUCCACUUGGUGCCUCCUGCAUUUUGGGAAAACAAGUGUAAGACUAUCUAUGUGGCACGCAACGCCAAAGACAACAUGGUGAGCUACUACCACUUUGAGAAGAUGAAUCUGACCGCGCCUGAGCCAGGACCCUGGGAGGGCUACAUGCCCAAGUUUAUGCGAGGAGAGUUGUCAUGGGGCUCCUGGUACGAUCAUGUGAAAGGUUACUGGCUGGAGAGAGAGAAGAAGAAUAUCCUUUACCUCUUCUAUGAGGACAUGAAAGAGAAUCCUCGGCGUGAAGUGGAGCGCAUCAUGAGGUACCUGGACUUGUCGGUCUCUGAUGAGGUCAUCAGCAGGAUUGUGGAGCUCACGUCCUUCAAGAACAUGAAGGAGAACCCGAUGACCGACUACUCCUGCGUCCCAGUACAUAUGUUUGAUCAGACCAUCUCCCCCUUCAUGAGAAAAGGUAUAGUAGGUGACUGGAGAAACCAUUUCACACCCGAGCAAUUAAAGACAUUUGAUGAAGAUUACGAAAAGCAAAUGAAGGAUGUCAAUAUACCAUUCAGGACCAACAUUUGACGAGCUAAAUGCCAAAAUAAAAUAAUUAUAAUAUUUUUUGAGCCUUGAUGUUAAACACUGUAAUCGCUGUGCCUCUUGAUUUGUAGAUACGGAGGAAUACCAUCCAAAUGUACGUUUAAAGGAUCAAUAAAAAUGGGCUCCACAAUGCAAGUACAUGAGUUUGUAAUCAUCACUUUAUUGCAGCUUAUCACGUAAACAAUAUAUAAGACCAAAAGUGUUGUGACUGAGUGGACGCGCCCAUUUUCUGCAUUGAGACCUCCAACAGAGUCUGCUGACUGCAUGGAGCCUAUAGAGAGCGCUGGCAGCUGGAGGCAUGUGGUUUUUUUGCCCAUAUGAAGUCAUUUUGCAACCCUACACCACACUGUACAAAGCCCAGCCAAAGAAGGGAGGCUGCACGAGACACGAGCAACAAAGACUAAAAGUAAUGAGCUGGAAAGUCAAUCAUAUGAAAAUGGA